UCUCAUCUUUGAAAACAAACGGGCUCAUUUUGAGGUCCAAGCUCUUCUCCUCAAAACCCUAGCCACCUUGCCAUUCCACCUCACCGUUCAUCGUCGCCGGCCAAGUGCGAGCAGCGCCACAAGCCAAACAUCACUUAUUCACCCACGAUUAAGCGACUCGAGUCUGAGUGUUAACAGAUCUGCCUCUUCCUAUUUCUCGGAAAAACUUUCUCCUACCAUCCUUUUCGUCUUACCCAACACAAAUACAAGUGGAGGCAUAAAAAGCAAACCUUCUACAUAGUCCCAGUGGAAGAAAGGAAUCCUUCUCGAGGAACAAGCAGUUCGUAGCCAGCGUCUUUGUGUGGAGGCUUCAUGACCCAUAAGAACGACGAGACCCCAAAGUUCAAGAUCCCGUGAGCUAUUUCGUCCACCUGGGCUUGAGUAGAGUAGACGACGCUGCCGAAGGAGAUAUACACAAUGUAUCCAUCAAUAUGCAGAAGGGUUUGUCCAAGUUCCUGUACUGGCCCGUGUUCUAUCCAGCCAACUCUAAUAUUGUGGGGUAGGUUGUUUUACUAUGGAAGGGAGUGGGACCCAGCUUGUUGCUGACUUCUCAUUGGGUUUUGUUUCAUUAUUGAUUGCGUAUUGCUUUGAUUUUGAAGUGGGUAAGAGGGUUUUAUACGUCUGGUUGGUUUCUGAUGAACUUGAGGAAACAAAUUAUACGUGCUGCGAAUCCCCCUCAAGAACAAGGAGAAGUUUUACUUGACUCGAAUGGUUCAGGUCGGAUCGGGUUAUUGUUCUCUGGGGGCAUGCCUAUGGGCCAAGUCGGGUCGGGCCAAAACUUUCUUGGGCGGGCCAAUGUGCAGGCCUAAUUAGAACCACGAGCUCUUUCUCCUCGGGCUUUUUUUCGGAUGGGUUGACACAAUUUAUACAAGCCCGUUAUUAGUCGGGCUGGAGGCCCGCUCAAAUAUAACCCGACAAAUUAGGGUCGGCUCGGGUCAUCUUAAUCGGAUCAAUCGGUUGUUCGGGUCGCAUGCACACCCUUACCUAUCCUCGCCCCCAUCGCUCUCUCUCUCUCUCUCUCUCUCUCUCUAAACUCGCAAUUGCCAGUGAGCUUGCGCGGCGGAAAAAAUGAAUAGGGUGAUUGCGAGAAAACUUGCUGCAAAUGUCUCCAGGCUAAAAGUCCGGCAGGAAUAUUUCUGCACUGAUGCAGCUGCAAGAGUAUCUGGUUUUUAUCGUGGCCAAUCCAGCCAAGAGCACAAGGAGAAAAAUGAUUUCGCCAAUAACAUUCAGCAGUAUGACAUUGCAAUAGUUGGAGGAGGCAUGGUUGGCAUGGCUCUAGCUUGUUCUUUGGCUAGCAUGCCAUUGACAAAACACUUGAAUGUUGCCAUCAUUGAUGGCAAUCCUGCAUUGGGGAGUAGAGUCAGCUUAAACAAAGGAGACCCCCCAGAUGCAAGGGUCAGUACAGUAACACCCGCAACUAUAUCUCUUUUCAAAGAUGUUGGCGCUUGGCAAUACAUUGAACAGAAUCGACAUGCAUAUUUUGAUAAGAUGCAGGUUUGGGAUUAUACUGGCUUAGGAUACACAAGAUACAAUGCAAGAGAUAUAAAUAAAGAAGUCCUAGGGUGUGUAGUGGAAAAUAAGGUCCUUCACGAUUCUCUGCUGUCAUGUAUAGAGACUUCAGAUUUCCAGAAGACGUUCCAUCCUUCCAGGUUAACUUCGAUGACUUUACAUCCAAGCUCUUCAUCCAUGGGGAUGGAUAGCACAUUAUUAAAGACACCAUCAUCUUCUCUGGGGCAUUUAGCAAAGCUGGAACUGAGUGAUGGCAAGAGCAUAUUUGCAAAGCUGGUGGUUGGAGCCGAUGGUGGCAAGUCACGUGUCAGGGAGUUAGCAGGAUUCAAGACAACUGGAUGGAACUAUUCACAGGAUGCAGUCAUAUGCACAGUAGAACAUUCUGUUGAAAACCAAUGUGCAUGGCAACGGUUUCUACCUGCAGGUCCAAUUGCACUUUUGCCAAUGGGAAAUAAUUUUAGUAAUAUUGUAUGGACUAUGAACCCAAAAGAGGCAAUGAACCGUAAAUUAAUGAACGAGGAUGACUUUGUGAAAGAUACAAAUGCUGCUCUUGACUAUGGAUAUGGUCCUCAUCCUAAGUCAAGCUUAUUAGAAAUGGGAGACAUGUUUUCUUGGCUCAGAGGAGAUGUGACGUUAUCAGCUACUGAGGGUUUUGAAGUUCCACCAAAAGUAGUUAAGCUGGCUUCAGAAAGAAUGGUAUUUCCAUUGUCUUUGAAGCAUGCCAAUGACUAUGCAUCAAAGCAUGUCGUUCUAAUUGGUGAUGCAGCGCACACAGUUCAUCCUCUGGCUGGUCAAGGAGUCAAUAUGGGUUUUGGAGAUGCAUUGGCUCUUUCAAGAGUCAUUGCUGAGGGUAUAGCUGUAGGCAUUGACAUAGGAGAGGUAACGAUGUUAAAGAAAUACGAAGAAGAGAGAAAAAGGGAGAAUAUUAUGAUGAUGGCAAUCCUGGAUGGCUUUCAGAAGGCAUAUUCUGUUGAUUUUGGACCCCUAAAUCUCCUGCGAGCUGCAGUAUUGCAUGGAGCAAACUAUAUUUCUCCACUUAAAAGAAAUAUUAUUUCGUAUGCAUCAGGGGACCAGAGACUGCCACUUUUCUCUUGACCUAAACACUGUAAAUGCCCUGUCUAGAGGUUGUUAAAGGAAACUAUAGUUUCGCUCUUCAUGUUGUAACGGCAAUCUUUUUUGUUCUUCAACCUUGUAUAGAAGCAGACGAAUUUACCUGUAUCAACUGAGAGAUCACAGAGCCAAUUUCCAUGGCUAAUCUUCUCAGGCGA
This is a messenger RNA of Juglans regia (Persian walnut), 2816 nucleotides long. RefSeq names its product ubiquinone biosynthesis monooxygenase COQ6, mitochondrial. The coding region runs from base 1108 to 2643 and encodes 511 amino acids. The transcript has 10 exons. Gene Ontology annotation, cellular component: mitochondrion. The record is from RefSeq and is a predicted model, not a curated record. Gene Ontology annotation, molecular function: oxidoreductase activity, acting on paired donors, with incorporation or reduction of molecular oxygen, NAD(P)H as one donor, and incorporation of one atom of oxygen; FAD binding; 2-octaprenyl-6-methoxyphenol hydroxylase activity. Lineage: Eukaryota; Viridiplantae; Streptophyta; Magnoliopsida; Fagales; Juglandaceae. Gene Ontology annotation, biological process: carotene biosynthetic process; ubiquinone biosynthetic process; xanthophyll biosynthetic process.